UCGGCAGACAUCUGCAGUAUUGAUUUAUCUCUUUUCUACCAGUGAGUGCGUCUCGAAAUCUUGGUAGGAUUGCACGCUAAUCUUAAACAUGAUGAUACGCAACUGUUUUCUUCGUAUUUUCAAUUCAUUCUUUAUUUCCUCUUCAUAUUUCAUUUUCACAUUUUCUCUGCAUAUUUUCUCAUCAUUCUGCAUUCGGACAAUCAAUACUUCUAAAGCGAUGGAUGACCAUAUUGAGAGCUCACCAGUGCCUUCACCCACACCGUUGGACUACACACCAGGGUCCCUCGUAUGGGCCAAACUGUUUGGACAUCCAUACUGGCCGGCGAUAAUUGAGGCAGAUCCAGACCUCGGAGAAUUCCACCAACAAAAGGGGUCUAACCAGGAUAUCCGUCCGAUGGGGUGGAGGCAGAGAUUGAAAGGAUGAGCCAACACCACACAAGUGAAUACAUUUAAAAUUCUAUCAUUUUGUAUAAAACAACAUUAAUGUCUCCUUAAAUAGCUCUUUAUGUACUGUGUUCAUUCUCUUACUUCGUAUUUUCUUGAUUCAUGAUUAUAGAUAUAAAUAACGCUAUUUUAUUUUCAAUUGAUUACAUUUAAGUGGAUGUAAAACUAGCAAAAACCGAUAAUACGUUAAUUACUGAUAAUGUGACUUUGGGAAAUGCAGUUUAGGACAGAACCAUACAUAUGUUCAGGAUCAGCUAUUGAAGAGAUUCAAAACCCAUACCUCGCUCAUCUGAUUACAAGAUUAGCAUAUUUUACUAAGGAUUAUGAAUCAUCUGAAGCAACCAACAUGUUUUUCUGUAAAG
This is a messenger RNA of Argiope bruennichi, 806 nucleotides long. RefSeq names its product DNA mismatch repair protein Msh6-like. The record is from RefSeq and is a predicted model, not a curated record. The transcript has 4 exons. The coding region runs from base 89 to 424 and encodes 111 amino acids. NCBI's taxonomy places the organism in Eukaryota, Metazoa, Arthropoda, Arachnida, Araneae, Araneidae.